This is a messenger RNA of Geodia barretti, 422 nucleotides long. The record is from the annotation of a GenBank genome assembly. NCBI's taxonomy places the organism in Eukaryota, Metazoa, Porifera, Demospongiae, Tetractinellida, Geodiidae.
GUCAACAUUACACAAUAGUCUAGCUUGAAAAUACGAAAAAGUCAUGCUACUACAAAUGGAGGCAAACUAAUGUCACCAACCAUCAAACCAGCACACAAAGCAUUUUCAUGUUUGUCAAAAUCUUCUUCAUCGAGAUGGAGACCAGUUUUUGUCAGGGAGUUGUUGUAGCUCAGUGCAUCGUGUACUGGAGUGCUGAUGUCCCAUUAUUCAAAUGUUUCUUUGCUGUUUUAGCUGAGGUUGUGGCUGCAGAAAAGCCCAGUACCACACAAGAGCCUGAAAAUGAAAGGUCCUCUUUCCUUUCCGCACGACUGAGACGGCAGCUGAAGAAUAAGAGAAUGUUGAUUUCUAAGAACGACAUCGAGCUGUCCAAUGCUAUCGGUCAAGGUCAGUCUGGACUGGUCUACAGGGCGUGUCUGACAACU